AUGUCCACGACGAACGACCAAAACGUUACUUUGGUAGAUGACAAGAUCAGCGACGGAUAUCUUGUGACCGGAAGAUCAGGUAUCUAUACUCAGCCAACAAGCCUUCAUGGUAAGGUGUGCAUCGAUCGUCAUGACGGUGGAGCAUGGCGACAAGAGUGGAACUCAGACAAGAAGCCUGAGCAUCUACAUCCAGUGAAUGUUGCUGAAAAACGUGGGAUAUGUAUUCCAGGAUUUCUCAUCGUCCCCAAUGAGCUCGAAACGAAGAUUGGCAUCCGCUGGACGCAACCGAACGCAGAGCCUGUAAACAUCUACGUAUACCCAGCGUUGGCACCGCAGGUCCUGGAGGAGAUCAGCGUCUCACUGAUUCCACCAACACCGAACACUCACGAUGGACAUGUUUAUGCUCGAGCGCGGCGACACCGGAGCGGGACGUGGGACUUGGUCAUUGAGGACAAUGAAGUCGUAUACCAGCGCAUGUCUGGCGACGACCUGCCACGAGAAGUCUUCGUGCCGAAAUACUUCAGGUUCCACGCGCAAUCAAAGAUCGAGAUAGAGCGCUUCAAGAAAGGUUGGCAAGUACGGUUCCUCAGCUGCGGCUCGAUCACCAGAGCAGCUAUCAAGGGAAACCUUCCAGGCGAUCCGAAACGGGGUUCCAUCAAGAAUACGUCUUAUUACGCGCUAUACCCGCCGUCAGCUGACUUCGAGCACGAGGAGUACGAUGCUGACAGUGAAGACGAGGAUGAGGAUGGGGACGAAGAUGGGGAGGUGAAUGUCGCGACGCGGGGCAGGCGAGAGAAACACCGAGAUCGUAAGACGUAUCCAACGUGGAGCCCGGAAGUUGCAAAGCACAACAAGGAUGACUGGGAGGAGUUUCUGGAGGGGCUGAAGCGCAUUGUCGAGGAGGGGGGUGGUGUUUUCAGCAUGCUCGAGACCUUCUCCGAGCGUCUUUCUUCGUUUUCCGAUACGACAGCCUUCAGCCUUCACUACAUGGAUUCCAAGAACACUGACAGCACAAGCAACCAGGUCAAAGAAGUCGACUUCCAGAAGUACUUCGUACAAAAGCUUCCAGGACUAUUCAUCGCCGUUGAUCCCGAUAACGACGGCGGUCAAACCUCCGUAGUCAGACAUGACAAGGAUGACAACAACAUGUACCCGGUGUGGGACUCUACAUGGAAGCGGUCGCCAGACACUCUUCCUAUGCUGAAAGACCAGGCCUUUCUAACCACCGACGGUCCCGACACCAUCUUGGCUGUACCCACAAAGCUGGAGGAGACGAUUACCGUACAUCGUGGUCCAAUCGAUGGCCAACAGACCACCAUCUACAUACAUCCCUCCGACAGUGUCGACCAACGGAUCCCGCGAUACAUGAGGACGCUCGAUGCGCCGGACGUCUCGCCGGAGGAUCUUGCGAAGCCGAUUCCACCAUAUGCCCCUAAAUCAAGCGGAGGGGCGGAUGUACGCCAGAAGAACCUUGGUAUGACGACGGAGUCUGCUUCAGAGUACGACGGAGAUGACGACCAGGAUGAAGGACGACCAGCUGACGAGGAAAGUGAAGAGGAAGACGACGGCGACGCAGCGAUCGCUUCCGCACCCACUAUCGCUGCUUCAGUGGGUACAAACAACUCGCUCUACCUCCACGCUUUCGAGCACCGUACGAGCUACGCAACCCUCACCCUCGACGAGCGAUUAAGAACGCUAACCAUCAACCCCAUAAAAGCCAGAACAAACCUUAAAGUCAUCAAUCUCAGAGGCGCAGGCGGCCAAACGCCAAUCACCAUCCAAUGCUACUCCUUCCAAGAAGGCCGCACCCUCCGAUUUGUCGAUUGCGGCUUCAAGACUAUGAUCGACAGAAAGGAAGUCCUGUACAAGGAGUGUCAUGUUCAUCUUCCGUCGGAUAAGUGGCAUGCGGGUUUCGAGCAUGGGGUUUUGGGCGGUAGGGAGAGGACGGCAUUUGGCCCGCAUGAUGCACGGCAUGCGGAAUAUAAUGCUGGUGUUUUUGCACGGUUCAUGGGUGCGUUGGAGAGGAUUGUGGGAGUGGGAAAUGUGAAGAAGUGUAAGAAGGUUGGCGAUAAGAUUAUGGAUGAAGACGCGGCGGAGGACAGUGAUGGAGACGUUGAAUAG
Molecule: messenger RNA, 2121 nt
Organism: Alternaria metachromatica
Lineage: Eukaryota; Fungi; Ascomycota; Dothideomycetes; Pleosporales; Pleosporaceae
Exons: 6
Coding region: 1-2121 (706 amino acids)
Source: RefSeq, a predicted model, not a curated record